GAUUUCAAGGAAAAGGGUGCCGUGGGUGCGGUCAAAGAUGCUGUGGCCGACGCAGGCGACAUUCUCAUCGACGGUGUCUCAGGCAUCAUCGGCUGGAUUCGGGGCGAGCCCCCAGCAGAGGAGGAGAGUGAGAAAGCCGAGGAUGCCACGAAGGCCUUGGCCUAUGGCCCUAAUGGCGCUGCCUAUGGCAUCUCGCAGGCCUCUCCGACUGGAGGCAUCAACGCGGUUUGGGUAAUGCCCGAG
Messenger RNA from Symbiodinium necroappetens, 243 nucleotides. The record is from the annotation of a GenBank genome assembly. Lineage: Eukaryota; Dinophyceae; Suessiales; Symbiodiniaceae.